AGAAAAAGCUUUUUUCUUUUUUUCUAUUGCGAGUGGAACGGGAUCUGUGAUACAGUGAGAAAGUGUCUUUGCAUCGAAUAAAAAAAAAAAGGAAAAAAGAAGAAAGGAAAAAAAGAUUGAUGAGUUGAGAACGGUUGAAAGGGGUUGUACACGCACGUGCCAGAUAAUGGAGGACGAGGAGACUGAAACCGAUCGGUCGAUCGCCGAGACUCUCUCCAAAAGUAUCGGAUUCCGGCGAAUCGAUAUCGUCCUCGAUCAUCCUCAAAAGGUAUAUUACAGCGGACAUCAGAUCUCAGGGAACGUCCACUUGGAGCUGGAUGAGCCGACCAACGCUUUAGGAAUUAGACUAAAAUGCAAGGGGGAGGCUCAAGUGUAUUUCACCGAUCGAUCAGCUGGCAUUCGACGUAAGUUUUCAGCGUUCGAGAAUUAUCUCCACGUGGAAACGUAUGUGGUCGGCGAUGGUAAAGAAAAAUCUGUGAUAACUGGAGGCGUGUACCCGUUCAGCCUAACGCUCCCAGAGAAGUUGCCGUGCAGCUUCGAGGGCCGAUACGGACGAGUACGAUACUCGAUUAGGGCAUUGUUGGACGUAACGAGCAUUUAUCGGUUUUCCACCAAUAUUAUUCCAUUCACGGUGGCUCCUAUUCUUGACCUUAAUCGAGAUCCUCUCGCUCCCUUGCCUAUAAAUAUCAAACAAUCGAAGAUGUACAUCGGCCAAACGGAACCCCUCACCGUGUCCAUGUCUCUUCCGGUCCGAGGUUACGUCCCUGGCCAAGCUAUACCAAUCACGAUACUCAUGACGAACCUCUCUACAGUUGUGGUUACCAAAAUUAGAAUCGUUUUUAAAAAAGUGGUGUCUUAUCACUCGACGGAAAAGUCGCGUAAGCACAAAGAAAUCAUAGUAGAAGUAGAACAGCCCGUUAAUAAAGACUCCGAUACGUACGACGUCACGUUUGACGUUCCUGCAGUACCACCUACCGGGAUGAUCCACUGCAACAUCAUCGACGUUCUGUACACGCUUAAAGUCGAGGCCUGCGUAGACGUGAGCGAGUGGUACUACAGAAUGUUUCAGAAGAACUUGAAACUGCGAACAAAUAUAGUAGUCGGCACGGUGCCGCUUCAAAAUUACGAGACCCCGCAAAAAACGGCGGACGUGACGGAGGAUUUUUCGCUCCAUCCCCGGUGCACCACGGCGACCAUCACGGAGGACGACACGCAGCCGUUGAAAAACUCGGAGAGGGUGGAGAGGGGGAGGUCGAGUUUGUCUCCAGCAGUGCCGUUGUACGAGAAAAGUCAAAUAUAUCGAUCCUCGAAACCGGACAAGGACGAUCCCACGGGAGACGAUGGUGACAGCGAUGGAGAAGUCAAGCCGUACUCACCAAUGUAUCGCGUGUACAAAUUCAAAUCAUCCCUGAAAAAGGCUCGUUAGACGCGUAGAGAGACAGAGAGAGAGAGAGAGAGAAAAAGAAGAAGAGAUCGUUCGAUUAAUCGUUGAAAUCGUUUCGUGUCCGCAACGGAUAUUCGCGAGAAGAGGAGAGAAGAAUAAAAAAUUGUGAUGAUUCAUUGAAAGUAAAAGAGAAUUGCCGUUUCCUGAAAAAAAAUUUUAUACAGUUCAAGCGUACGUGAAAAAUAUGUACGCGAACGAAUUUUACGUCCAAUUUAGCGCUGUAUCGAUCGACCGGUUGCCUUCGAAUUCUUGCCUUUCGUUUCUUAUUUUCUUACGCGAAAAAAAGGAGGAGAAAGAAAAUAGCGGGGAAAGGAUUAUUAGAACGAGAGGUGGAGCACAGAGUGAGAUAUUAAAAUCCGUUGGGACCAACCCGUGCAGCUAAUUAAAUUCCGUAAUCACGCGAACAACUCGCGAGCAAAGUUAUUCUGUAAUAAUUGUUCGAACCGUGCGAGCUACCGAUACCAUUGAAACCAAGUUUAUGAAACACUUAACAACAUGUAUUGCUUUAAAUGUUCAAUAAAAAUAUUCUCCAGUU
Messenger RNA from Apis florea (little honeybee), 1979 nucleotides. Its product is annotated as arrestin domain-containing protein 17. Gene Ontology annotation, biological process: protein transport. The record is from RefSeq and is a predicted model, not a curated record. Lineage: Eukaryota; Metazoa; Arthropoda; Insecta; Hymenoptera; Apidae. Gene Ontology annotation, cellular component: cytoplasm.